UCGCUUACACUUCUCCCUCGCUAGAGUCACAACGCGAACACACUCUCUCCCACCUUCGUUCUUUUCUAAAAACCUCUCCCUUUGUUUAUUCUUCAAUCGAUAAACCCUCUUAUUACGCUUUUCCUGCUUUUCCCACCUGAAAACCCUAAUUUUCUUUUUUUCUUUUUUUACAGGGGAAGAAGUUUCCUCCCUUUCCCCCAUCUAAUUUAGCUCUGUGAAAAAAAUCUCCUUUUUUCUAAUUUUUGUAAUGGAUUCCAACACUUAUUGUCUCUUUUUUUUCCUUGUUUUUUUUAUAUAUCUGCCCAAUUAUUUAUCAAUCUAAUUAAGCAAAUUGAAAGUUUUAAUUUUUUUAUGAGAAAACAGAAAGAGGAACCCUAAUUUCUUUAUUUCAUUUCUAUUCUAAUUAUGGGCGAGAGUCACGUGGUUUUGGAUAUAAGUUCCGAUGAAGAGAAGGCCUUUGAUGAGCCAGAAGGGGACGCCUAUAGCUGGUUAUCCCAGCUUCUUUGUGAUGACGUAGACGAUUCUGAUGAGGUGGUAGUGCUGGGUGAGAUCAAGUCAAAGUCUUCCAAAUCAACGGUCAAUGAUGAAGACGACGACGAUUGUGUCGUUUUAGACGCUGACCCGGACAAACCCGUAUCGGCUGAUAAUAAUAAGGCGAGUGAGGGUGAGGGGGAGGGUGAUGGAGAUGGAGAGGAAGAUGAUUUGGUUGUAGUGAGAGAAAAGGGACAGAUUGCAUGCAGAGACUUCCCUCAUCCACGACAUCAUUGUGUUAAAUUUCCUUUCAGUUCUACUGCACAUGAAUUGCAUUGCGACCAGUGUCAUUGUUAUGUCUGUGACUCAGUUGCUCCAUGUGCUCAUUGGGGUUCUGGUGUUUGUGACAUGGAUCAUUGUCAUGCUACUGAGAAGCAAGAGUUCUGGAAAUCUCUGCGGAAAAAUUUUAGGCUUCAGAAAGAUACUCCUGUACCAGUGAAAGUUCCAGACGCUUCUCUAUCGACAACAUUUUCACACCUUAACCGAAUCCCACCUCGUGAUAUUAUUCAAUUGGCAUCCAAUUGUGUACCACAGAAUCAGCUCUCCAGGCCAGGCAUAGUCCGUACUUGCUCCUCUUCAAACAGAUUGAACAUUCCAAACAUCAUAAGUCAGAGUAGAAGCCGACUGCUAGGGCCAGUUGUUGCCAAAAACCGGUUACAGACACGCAUGGUUUCUCAACAAUCACCAUUGCUUAGGGUACGCAAUAAUGUCAUCCGCAGGGACAGAGGUCUUAAUGGUGGUAACUUGGGAAUGUUUAGAAGACCUGGGAUUGCUGGAGGUGCCUCCACAAUGAAUCAGACUGUUUAUGGCUCCUCAAACAACAGCAGAGGCCCUUAUGCAUCACAAGUUACAUGCACACCUGUUACCCAGGCCAAACCUACUGAUGGGAUUAACAUGCAGUGGGUCCCCAACAUGAGUCAGGAUUCAUGUACAUAUCAGAAGGGCUCCGAGACUGGCACAGGAAGUGUCUUUGUGAGUACAGUGCCCUCCCAAUCCCUAGUGUACAGUCAGACAAUUCCAGAACCUCAACUAUACAGCCAGCCUAUGUCUCAACAACUGAUAUAUAGCCAACCAAUUCCUCAACUGCGAAUAGACAGCCAGCCUAUUCCUGAACCUCAAGUAAGCAGUGAACCUGUUCCUCAACCCCUUGGAUAUGCUGAGCAUAGUUCUCAAUCAAAUAAUGACUUGAUUACUGGUGAGCUUGGCAAUCAAAGAGAAAAUACGAAAGGUCCAAAUCUUGACCUUUCUGAUUGUGACCCAUGGGUAAACGUCAUUGGAAGCAAUCAACAACCUCCAAUUGAAAAUUGUCAUCUCCAUAGAACAGGGUCUACAAAUGAGCCAUUACCUUUCCAGGACUUCAAUUCGCAUUGUAAUGGAGGUGCCAAAUUCCAUUACAGUGACCAUGAAUUUGAUGAUAUCUGGUUUCAAGAAAAUCGUGCAGUGCAGGUGCCAGAAGCAUAUGGACCUGCACAUUUGGUUGAUGCAGGUAUGCUCUUAUUUGAUUUUGAAACCUCUUUCAAUGGUCUGGCACAUGUAUAGCCAAUUAUAGCUAUUACUUUGCAAAAGAAGUUGAAUAUAAUUAUGUGCUUAGGUUGGGCUUACACUUUGUCAUAGGACCUAUUCUAGUGCACUACUUAUAUGAAAUGAAGUGUACAAAGUGUAUUGGAUGAAUGAAUCUGUACAGAGUAACAGAUGCAGGCUAAUCUUUUUUCUUAGUGAAUCCCAAACCUUAAAAUUAUGUCUCAGUUUCCUCAUGAAUUUUAGUGGAUUUGGAUUUUUCCCA
Molecule: messenger RNA, 2314 nt
Organism: Mangifera indica (mango)
Lineage: Eukaryota; Viridiplantae; Streptophyta; Magnoliopsida; Sapindales; Anacardiaceae
Exons: 3
Coding region: 406-2070 (554 amino acids)
Source: RefSeq, a predicted model, not a curated record